Messenger RNA from Coccomyxa subellipsoidea C-169, 1524 nucleotides. RefSeq lists its product as hypothetical. The coding region runs from base 223 to 1524 and encodes 433 amino acids. Gene Ontology annotation, cellular component: THO complex part of transcription export complex. Gene Ontology annotation, biological process: positive regulation of DNA-templated transcription, elongation; mRNA export from nucleus. The record is from RefSeq and is a predicted model, not a curated record. NCBI's taxonomy places the organism in Eukaryota, Viridiplantae, Chlorophyta, Trebouxiophyceae, Coccomyxaceae. Gene Ontology annotation, molecular function: mRNA binding. The transcript has 8 exons.
GUCUGGAGAUUUUGAGAGUUCGAGUCGUGGUCUUCGAGCAUAGCUUUUGGAUCGUGACAUUUGAAGCAGCCUUGCUCUGCACAACAAGUGCUAGCAUUCGAGGGGCUCGUCACAAGUUUCAGACGUGAUUUCAGAUUCGAAAUAGUCAUCGAAUCGAUCGUAGAAGACUGAACUCCUCAUCGUCAAUUCCUUUGGAAGCAAUUGCGACUCCAGGGCAAUCCGAUGGAUGGCCAGGUGGAGCAGUGCAGAAUCCUGAAGCAGGUAGCAGCAGAGCUGCUGGCCUGCAAGAAGCGUGGAGCCAGCGACGAAGAGACGCAUGUCGUCUUAAUGAAGGGGCUGGUCUCCCUCACGCAGAUCAAAGCUGCAAAUCGAACUCUGUGCGAAGAGACUGAGCGGGUGCGGGAGUCCACAGCAGAGGCCAAGGCACAGUUUGAUGCCGCCGAGCUGUCACUGCAAAAUCUGCUGUAUGAGAAGGGCCACUACCUGAAGGAGAUCCGGGCAUGCCAGUCCUUCAGGUCGAAGUACACAGACGAGGACAUCGGCCUCAUGCACGAGGAGGAGUUCCUCACAUCAGCUACGGAGCAGUUCAAGGUGAAGAUCGACGACCCCCACGUGCGCAUGCUGCAGCGGCUGGACCACGAGAAGCACGAGCGCGGAGAGGCGCUCAAAAAGGUUGAAGCGCUGAGGACUCGCCGAGAUGCGCUGGCCGCGUCGGUGGCCGCCAAGCGCGCGUUCCUGACAGCACUGGAGGAGCAAUUCGUGGCGAUCCGUAGCACAGCAGAACCGGUGCGAGCCAAGCUCGGCAUUCCGCUCAUGCGGCGACCGCCGGGGCAGGCACGCUGUGCAGAACUGCUCCCGCUGCCGCUGUACGUUGCCUAUGUGCAGCUGGCGGCCACGCAGGAGGCGUUUGACCUGCCUGCUGACGUUUCCAUCACUGGAUCACUGGCGGAGGCUGAGGCGCUGGCGGGUGCCUCGGGGGACGGCUCAGCAGCAGAGGCAGAGGGGAUGGAGGUUGACGAGGAAGGCGAGGACGCUGAGCUGGACGCUGAGCUGGAGCCUGGCGAGCACCGGCCGGCCAAGCGGCCGCGCUCGGCAGGAACGGCGCGCGAUCAGGCGCACCCACUGAUAGUGACGGCCAAGGUAGGCGCGGAAUCUGCCGGAAGCAGCCGCCCGGUGACACUCCGGCUGCGGUACGUGCCACGGCUGAAGUUAGUCACUGCCGACUGCGCCGACUCAGCUGACUCAGCACGGCUGGCGUGCCUGUUUGAUGGCGAUGACGGCCUGACGGUGCCCACAGAAGCUGCCCACCUGGCCGCUGAUGGGCAGCUCUCCUGGGAAACCACCCGCUCAGACCGCCCCUACAGGUGGGCGCAGGACCUUGCUGGCCUCGACUCCCUGCCUCCUUUGGAUGCGCUUGGCUCUGCAGCGGACGGUGCAGCUCUGCAAGUCGAGAGACUGCCUCAGCUGCGGCGCAAGGCGAAUGCACAGGCUGUUCUGGAGCGGCUGAGUGCGCUGAGGGGAUGA